AUGUACCAGCCACCGCAGUGCGACCGAUCGUUGGGUCACCGCACAACGACGUUGCCUGUUGUUGCUCCCAGUCUCAAGGUUCGUUCGUCUUGCCCGGCCCAACUAGCUGCCGUAAGUGAUUAUAACGAGAAAUUGUGUAUUUAUAGAUUGGAGCAAGCUGCCCUCCUCGCCCGGUUGAAUUGCGUAUUUGAGGAGAGUAUUGAUGACGAAAAUCUAGUUGAGGAUGUUCCCAACAAUGCCGCUAACAAUGGGGGCGCUAAUCUUGAUGUUCCAAACGACGAGGCCAUGGAAGAGAUCGUUAAGACUGACAAUAUGACGCUGCAAGGGCUUGUCGGGGUAUAUGAUGAGAAGAUGGUGGAAGAUGUAUGUGGCUAUGAUGCUUCUAAUUCGGAUGCUACUGGUGUAUCGAUUUCGUCUAUUGCCUUGCUUGGUGAAAAGCAUGGAGUUGAGAAGGAUAGAGCUGUAAGUCCUGCAGACCACCAAGUUUCAGCUUCUAAAGAAAUAUAUUGGUCGUGCAACUCCGAUGUGAAUAACAUCCUGUCAACAGUGCCUCUGCCUGCUACUGCAUUAUUGUCGGAUGUCGACGGGGAUUUCAAGUGUUUGCUGCAGGGACAUACACACGACGAGUGGGACAUCUGCUUGGGGGUCCUAAAAAAUGGAAGAGAAGUUGCUGUGAAGGUGCUUUCAGCUGAAUCAAAACAAGGAGAACGGGAGUUUAUGACUGAGAUAGACACCAUAUCUAAUGUCAAGCAUCCAAACCUUGUUGAGUUGCUCGGUUGCUGUGUUUAUGGCCGUAACCGGAUUUUGGUAUAUGAAUAUUUAGAAAACAGUAGCAUCGAUCGUGCACUAUUGGGUAAGCUAGUAAUUAGUAGCCUGAAGCGAGUGAAGGAUUUUCUACUGUCCAUUGGAUGUUCAGCUUACACAUAG
Salvia splendens (bonfire salvia) is the source of this 927-nucleotide messenger RNA. RefSeq lists its product as uncharacterized. The coding region runs from base 1 to 927 and encodes 308 amino acids. Gene Ontology annotation, biological process: protein phosphorylation. Gene Ontology annotation, molecular function: ATP binding; protein kinase activity. NCBI's taxonomy places the organism in Eukaryota, Viridiplantae, Streptophyta, Magnoliopsida, Lamiales, Lamiaceae. The record is from RefSeq and is a predicted model, not a curated record. The transcript is spliced from 3 exons.